This is a messenger RNA of Durusdinium trenchii, 714 nucleotides long. The record is from the annotation of a GenBank genome assembly. Lineage: Eukaryota; Dinophyceae; Suessiales; Symbiodiniaceae.
AUGUUUUGCCUUCGAUUCCCAGAACCUCCUUCGGAAUUUUUACAAGCCGCUAUCAACAGCCAUCUUGCUGAGUUAAAUCUCCAGCUCGCUUCAUGGGAUGCCUGUCGGGUGACUGUUCGUCUUCGCUCCGUUCGGGAUGGCCUGACUCGUGUUCUUGAACCCUAUGUCACUUGGUCUGACGAUGCUUGGACUUUUACAGUGGACCGCAAAGCUGGGGCGCACGCCCUUCGAUUAGCUGCCAGAUAUCAAUGUUUGCUUUCUGUUCGGCGCUCUCGUUUUGACGCCGAAGGUAUCACUGAUGUCGACAUUGAUGCCAGUUCUCAUCAGACUUGGCGUGAUUGGAAAGCUACUCUUGAUCCUAAGGAAAAGCUACUACUCUCUGUGUUUCGGGGUGGUGCUGCCACUUCCCCGACACGACGUGCUAAUAUGCCUUUUAACAACACAAGUUGUCCUUUUUGCAAAGCUGAAGAUGCUUCCAUGAGGCAUUUUUGGGCCUUGUGCCCUCAGUUUCGUUCAUUUCGACAAGAAAUUGAAGCUUCCUUCAAUGUUGCCCAUGGUUGGUGGGUCCGUCAGCCUCGUGUUACUGCCAAAAGUGGUUGGAUCACCUUUGAUGCGGACCCUUCGCCCGCUGUUCGUGCUAUGCUUCAGGUGGCGGCCUGCAAACUAGGUUUGCGCAUUAUGUCGCACCUUCAAUGUCACGACCGUUUUGACUGA